GCCUCGGUUCCUCGUGUUCGAGUGCCCGAGGGGAGGACCACCCCUUGGCCCCCGAGCAGGCGCCCGGCAUGGGUUAGUUAGGAAAGUGGUGGGGGCACCACCGAGUUCCGAGCAGGCAUUUCCCGCCUGCCGCGCCUCUGUUUACCGCUUUGUGGAUUUUCUGCAGGCGGCCGCCCAACCGUAGCGAGGGAUGGGGCGGGAGCCCGCGCGACCCCAGCCCCUAUAGGCUGCGAGGAAAGCCGCUCCAGCGCCGUCCGAGGGCUAGCCGGGAGCCGCCGGGAGGCGGCUGUGUGCGGAGGAGCUCCGGCCCAGGAGGUGCGCCGGUGCGGCGCGUUGGGGCCCUGGACGUGGCUGCAAGAGUGUCCAUAGCGGGGGCUUGAGUCCACCCAGCGAUGCAACUGGCCCGGGAAUGAGAUCUCCGGUCCUUCUGGGUGCCGGGCCCUCCUAGAGGGGGGGGCCAAAGAGCUAGGCCCCGCCCUCAAAGCGCGGGUUCGGCGGCUGGGGGAGGCGAGGGGGCGGGAGUGGGCGCCCUUUAAGACUUCAAGUGACUCACGGAGGAGGGGCGAAGGGGGCUCAAAGAUCUCUGUGAGUCGGCAAUGCCAAUAGUCUCAGGAUCGUCCUUGCACCCACUCCACUCCCUCCUUCCACCGAGACAUCCAGGUUAGAGGCCCUUUCCAGGUGAGCUCCUGCCGGCCAGCUGGGAACCUUACCGUAGGUCAGAGCUUUUCACAGGGCAGAAAUUUCCUGACAGGUGAAGGCUUUCCCCUUGAAGAGGGGAGCUACUCUCCAGAGAGAGGGACACGCAGGCACUGCUGUCCAGGACGCAGGCCAUGGAGCUGAGGCAACGAGACUACCGUGUGGAGCGGCCACUGCUGAACCAAGAACAGCUGGAGGAGCUGGGGAGCCGGAGCCAAGCACAAGUGACGCUCCAGUGGCGAACCUGGUUUCGGUGCUCCCGUGCGCGGGCCCAAGCCCUUCUGCUUCAAUACCUCCCGGUUUUGGCCUGGCUCCCCCAGUAUUCUGUGCGUGACUGGCUUCUGGGUGACUUGUUGUCUGGCCUGAGUGUGGCCAUUAUGCAGCUACCACAGGGCCUGGCCUAUGCCCUCCUGGCUGGACUGCCCCCCGUGUUUGGCCUCUACAGCUCCUUCUAUCCUGUCUUUGUUUAUUUCCUGUUUGGGACUUCCCGGCACAUCUCUGUGGGCACCUUUGCCGUCAUGUCCGUGAUGGUGGGCAGUGUGAUGGAAUCACUGGCUCCGGACGAUGCCUUCCUGCUGGGCUUGAACUCCACACUCGAUGUGGCAGCCAGAGACGCUACCCGGGUGCAGCUGGCCUCCACUCUCAGUGUCCUUGUUGGCCUCUUCCAGGUGGGGCUGGGCAUGGUCCACUUCGGCUUCGUGGUCACCUACCUAUCAGAGCCUCUGGUCCGAGCCUACACCACGGCCGCAUCCAUGCACGUGUUUGUCUCGCAACUCAAGUAUGUGUUUGGCCUCCAUCUAAGCAGCCGCUCUGGACCGCUGUCCCUCAUCUAUACAGUACUGGAGGUCUGCUGGAAGCUGCCCCAGACGGUGGUCGGUACCAUGGUCACUGCCAUAGUGGCGGGAGUGGUGCUCGUGCUGGUGAAGCUGCUGAAUGAAAAGCUACGGCGACAUCUGCCCAUGCCACUCCCCGGGGAGCUGCUCACGCUCAUCGGAGCCACAGGCAUCUCCUACGGUGUGGGCCUGAAGCAGGCAUUCGGGGUGGACAUCGUGGGCAAAAUCCCCGCGGGGCUGGUGCCCCCGACGGCCCCCCGCCCCCAGCUGUUCGCAAAGCUUCUGGGUAAUGCCUUCGCCAUCGCUGUGGUUGGGUUUGCCAUCGCCAUCUCGCUGGGCAAGAUCUUCGCCUUGAGGCACGGCUACCGGGUGUACAGCAACCAGGAGCUGGUGGCUCUCGGCCUCAGUAACCUCCUCGGGGGCAUCUUCCAGUGCUUCCCUGUGAGCUGCUCUAUGUCUCGGAGCCUGGUGCAGGAGAGCACGGGGGGCAACACACAGGUGGCUGGAGCCGUCUCCUCCCUCUUCAUCCUCAUUAUCAUCGUCAAACUGGGAGAACUCUUCCAAGACCUGCCCAAGGCGGUCCUGGCUGCCGUGGUCAUCGUGAACUUGAAGGGCAUGGUGAUGCAGUUCACUGACGUGGUCUCCCUCUGGAAGGCCAAUCGAAUGGAUCUGCUCAUCUGGGUGGUGACCUUUGUGGCCACCAUCCUGCUGAAUCUGGACCUCGGCCUGGCAGUGGCAGUAGUAUUCUCCCUGAUGCUCGUGGUGGUCCGCACCCAGAUGCCCCACUACUCUGUCCUGGGGCAGGUGCCAGACACAGAUAUUUACAGAGACGUGGCAGAGUACUCAGGGGCCAGGGAGGUCCCAGGUGUGAAGGUCUUCCGCUCCUCGGUCACCGUGUACUUCGCCAAUGCUGAGCUCUACAGUGACUCGCUGAAGCAGAGGUGUGGUGUGGAUGUGGACUACCUCCUCUCCCAGAAGAAGAAGCUGCUCCGGAAGCAAGAGCUGAAGCUGAAGCGACUGCAGAAGGAGAAUAAGCUCCCCAAACAGGCUGCCACCUCCAAGGGCACGUCCGUCUCCAUCAACGUCAACCCCACUGUCGUGGACAUCGAGAGCAACAACGAUGUGGAGGGCUCCAAGGCCAAGGAGGCGAGCGCAGGGACUGAGCUAGAGGAUACAGGAGCCUGGGCUCCAGAAGAUGCCAAAACCUCAGACAUGUCCUCGCUGAAGGCCCUAGGCCUGCCUCAGCCAGAUUUCCACACCCUCAUCCUGGACCUGAGCUCCUUUUCUUUCGUGGACACUGUGUGUCUCAAGAGCCUGAAGAAUAUUUUCCGCGACUUCCGGGAGAUCGAGGUGGAGGUGUACAUGGCCGCCUGCCACGCUCCUGUGAUCAUGCAGCUUGAGGAAGGGCACUUCUUCGACGCUUCUAUCACCAAGCAGCACCUCUUUGCCUCGGUCCACGACGCUGUCCUCUUUGCACUCCAACACCGGAGGUCCGGCCCCGUCGACCCUGUUUUGGUUACCAAACUCUGAUCAUGCUGCCAUUCCGCCUGAGACUGCCUGCCUCUGAAGGUUUGACAGGGUACACGUGAGAAACCCCCCACCCCUGGGCUGCCUCCGGACGUCACCAGGAGUCCCCUCCAUGCACGCACAUUCACACACAUAACUCAGGGAUGGAGGUCCUGGGACUCCAAAUUCAAUGCUCUAGGCUGGGGAUGAGACACUGGCCGAGUUGGAGGAGCAAGCGUGCUUUUAACCUCAGGAAUAAAGAUUUGUUUGCCUGA
Bubalus bubalis (water buffalo) is the source of this 3310-nucleotide messenger RNA. RefSeq names its product solute carrier family 26 member 6 (gene SLC26A6). Gene Ontology annotation, biological process: transmembrane transport. Gene Ontology annotation, molecular function: bicarbonate transmembrane transporter activity; chloride transmembrane transporter activity; secondary active sulfate transmembrane transporter activity. NCBI's taxonomy places the organism in Eukaryota, Metazoa, Chordata, Mammalia, Artiodactyla, Bovidae. The transcript has 21 exons. The record is from RefSeq and is a predicted model, not a curated record. Bases 831 to 3059 code for a protein of 742 amino acids. Gene Ontology annotation, cellular component: membrane.